AGCAUUUCACGCCAGUUAGCAGUGCGGUCGGCUUGCCCACAAAUUACACAAUAGCCAAUUUUUUUCAUUAACAACGUCUUUGUCACCUAUAACCUCGUCUGAUAAGCAAUUUGUUACAUGGCUACAAGAAAGGUAGGCGAACACACUCACGGACCUUUGUCUCUAGACUAGAUAUAAAUAUUGGGCAACGGGCUUAUCAAAUUAUAACAGUACGAGUAGCAGUACGAUACACAUCUCAACAUGGCGAGCUCAGCUCUGUACGUCCUGAUGGCAGCGAGCGCGGUGGCGGCCGUGCAGGUGGGGUUCGCCCCCGCCGCUACCAGCUACAUCUACCGCAGCGACAACAACGGCCCUGCGAGCUACAUCCAGCUCGGGGCUCCCGCGCCCUACCACGCACAACACGACGCCUUCGCCGCACCCCUGCCGCUUGCGCAACCCAAACUGGCCCUUGAGGCAUACGAUCUCGCGCCCCUGCCUCUUCCUUACGUGGCUGCCAAACCCAUAGUCGUUGAGGACGCCGAAGAUGAUGACGAUGAUGACGACAGCGAGGAAUCCGACGAGUACAUCGAUGGAGGACACGAGGGAGGACAUGACGGACAUGGUUUCGGUAAGGGCGGCGGUAGCGAUUACGGUGAAGAACAUCACGCCGCUCAUGGUGAAAAGGGCAGCAAGGGCUUCAAAUCUGAAGGACAUCACGCUAAGGGUGAAUCUGGACACUACGGCAAGGAGCACCAUGAAGGACACCACAAGGAGGCUAAAGGUGGAGAGAAGAAGCACCACGACGAGGCUUCAGCCCACGGCAAGCACUACGAAGGAGGCGAGAGCUACAAGGGUGGUGACCAUGGACACAAGAAGCACUUCAGCAAGGGCGAGGAGGUCACCGGCUACCACAAGGUGUUCAACAAGGACGAGUUCAAGAAGGACCAUGACUUCUACGACGUAGCUGACAACAGCGGACACUUCAACAAGCAUGGCUCCCAAAAGGGUCAUCACGGUUCCGAGAAGGGAGCUCACAAGGAGGGUGGACACCACGACUCUGCUUUCGACAAGGGUGGUUUCGGAAAGGCUGGAUUCCACGCUAAGGGACAUGUUGAUGAUGCUGACGCUGGUCAUUCUGCUGAGUCAGGUCACGAGAGCCACGGUCACCAUGAAGAGGACUACGGCAAGAAGGGAGGCAGUGCUCACGGCAAGGAGUAUGGCUACGCCGACGCCGAUGGUGACGACUACGACGAGGACGACAGUCACUACGAUGAUAAGGACUAAGUUUAACCGCUUACUGCGGCAACUGUAAAUAUCUGUUAACUAUUUAAUUUUCUCGAUAAUUUUGUUAUGUUUGAUAUGCUCGAUGAUGACGAUGUAAAUAUUUUUUUAUCGCAAACGAUUAAAUAAUUUAUUAAAAUGA
Messenger RNA from Helicoverpa armigera (cotton bollworm), 1402 nucleotides. RefSeq names its product sarcoplasmic reticulum histidine-rich calcium-binding protein. The record is from RefSeq and is a predicted model, not a curated record. NCBI's taxonomy places the organism in Eukaryota, Metazoa, Arthropoda, Insecta, Lepidoptera, Noctuidae. The transcript has a single exon. Bases 241 to 1263 code for a protein of 340 amino acids.